Acomys russatus (golden spiny mouse) is the source of this 1920-nucleotide messenger RNA. RefSeq names its product oxidative stress induced growth inhibitor family member 2 (gene Osgin2). Lineage: Eukaryota; Metazoa; Chordata; Mammalia; Rodentia; Muridae. The coding region runs from base 121 to 1764 and encodes 547 amino acids. The record is from RefSeq and is a predicted model, not a curated record. The transcript has 6 exons.
CGCCUUGCCGCCGGCGGAGAAGAGCGGAAACCGCUGUCCGGAGCCAGCCUCCCGCGCCCGUGAGCCGCGGUGCAGCAGAGGCGCGCGCCGGGACGAGCCCGCCGACGACAGCCGCUCUCCAUGCCUGUGUGGUGCUGCCGCUGCUCCCUGGCCGGUCAUUUCAGUGACACUGAAACUGAAGGAGAGAUUUUUAAUUCUUUAGUACAAUAUUUUGGUGAUAAUUUGGGGCCAAAAGUUAAAGGGAUGCCAUUAGUUGAAGAAACUUCUUUACUUGAAGAUUCAUCAGUAACUUUGCCUGUGGUAAUAAUUGGAAAUGGACCUUCAGGAAUAUGCCUUUCGUAUAUGCUGUCAGGCUACAGGCCGUAUUUAUCAGCUGAAGCAAUCCAUCCAAAUACAAUCCUACAUAGUAAACUAGAAGACGCAAGACAUCUCUCCAUUGUCGAUCAGGACUUAGAAUACCUGUCUGAGGGACUUGAGGGUCGAUCAUCCAAUCCGGUAGCAGUACUUUUUGAUACACUUCUUCAUCCAGAUGCUGACUUUGGGUAUGAUUACCCUUCCAUUCUGCACUGGAAAUUGGAACAACAUCAUUAUAUCCCUCAUUUAGUUCUUGGUAAAGGCCCGCCUGGUGGGGCAUGGCAUAAUAUGGAAGGCUCUAUGUUGACAAUCAGCUUUGGAAAUUGGAUGGAGUUACCUGGACUUAAAUUUAAAGAUUGGAUGUCUAGCAAACGAAGGAACUUAAAGGGGGACCGUGUUAUGCCAGAGGAAAUAGCUCGCUACUACAAGCACUAUGUAAAGGUCAUGGGUCUUCAGAAGAAUUUCCGAGAGAAUACUUACAUAACCUCUGUGUCAAGACUCUACAGAGACCAAGGUGAUAACAGUAGUCAAGACAGAGAUAUUUCAGCACAGUGUUUACAGAACCAGAAGUCAAAAUUUAUCAAGAGAAACUGGGAAAUCAGAGGCUAUCAGCGACUUGCAGGUGGUUCUCACGUUCCCUUUUGCCUCUUCGCUGAGAAUGUAGCUCUUGCAACAGGGACACUGGAUUCUCCUGCCCAUCUGGAAGUUGAAGGGGAAGAGUUUCCUUUUGUGUUUCAUUCAAUGCCUGAAUUUGGAGCUGCUAUAAACAAAGGGAAGCUGUGUGGCAGAGUGGAUCCGGUGCUGAUCGUAGGUUCCGGUCUUACUGCAGCUGAUGCUGUGCUCUGUGCUUACAACAAUAAUAUCCCUGUGGUCCACGUGUUUCGCAGACGAGUGACUGAUCCAAGCUUAAUUUUCAAACAGCUUCCCAAGAAGCUGUAUCCUGAGUACCACAAAGUCUAUCACAUGAUGUGUACUCAGUCAUACUCUGCAGACUCAGAUCCUGUGUCUGAUUAUACCAGUUUUCCUGAGCACCGUGUGCUUGCCUUUAAGUCAGACAUGAAAUGCAUUCUUCAAAGUGUCUCUGGAUUGAAGAAAAUAUUUAAGCUGUCUGCAGCUGUAAUCUUGAUAGGGUCACAUCCUAACCUAUCUUUUCUGAAGGAACACGGGUGUUACCUAGGCCGUAACUCAAACCAGCCAAUAACAUGCAAGGGUAACCCUGUGGAGGUUGAUGCAUACACCUAUGAAUGUGUUAAAGAAGCCAACCUUUUUGCUUUGGGUCCUUUGGUUGGAGACAAUUUUGUUCGAUUUUUAAAGGGGGGGGCAUUGGGCGUUACACGCUGUUUGGCUACAAGACAGAAGAAAAGGCAGCAUUUGUUUGUUCAAAGAGGAGGAGGAGAUGGGAUAGCUUAAAGUUUACGAGUCAUUUAAAUGGACCCUUAUCCAUUAAAUAAUUUUAACAGUGGUUUGCAGUGUACUGGCUUGAAUUAACUGGGAGAGCAUCCAGCUGUCACUCUUCUAAAGUUAACAAAGCUUGGUAUCCAGAGUUGUAUUCAAGUAUAUCAAAGA